UUUUGAUAAAAAAAAUUUAAUGUAGGGGUAUGGGUACAAUUGUAGGGGUAUAGGGUAAAAUUUUCUAACUCAAGAUUAUACAUACCAACACAGUCAUUUUAGGGUUUGGCUUGUUACGCAGCUAUGGGGAGGAGACCUGCUAGGUGUUACAGACAGAUCAAGAACAAGCCAUACCCAAAGUCACGUUUCUGUCGUGGUGUUCCUGAUCCUAAGAUCAGAAUUUAUGAUGUCGGCAUGAAGAAGAAAGGUGUUGACGAGUUUCCUUUCUGUGUGCAUCUUGUUAGUUGGGAAAAGGAAAAUGUAUCAAGUGAGGCAUUGGAAGCUGCUAGGAUUGCCUGCAACAAGUACAUGUCGAAAUUUGCCGGAAAGGAUGCAUUCCACUUGAGGGUCAGAGUGCAUCCGUUCCAUGUUCUUAGGAUCAACAAGAUGCUCUCGUGUGCUGGAGCUGAUAGGCUUCAGACUGGUAUGAGAGGAGCUUUUGGAAAGCCACUUGGAACAUGUGCUAGGGUUGCUAUUGGUCAGGUGCUUCUUUCCGUCCGAUGCAAGGACAACAAUAGCCAUCAUGCACAGGAGGCACUCCGUCGUGCUAAGUUCAAGUUCCCUGGUCGUCAAAAGAUCAUCGUCAGCAGGAAGUGGGGUUUCACCAAGUUUAACCGAGUCGAUUACCUCAAGUACAAAUCAGAGAACAGGAUUUUGCCUGAUGGUGUGAAUGCUAAGCUUCUUGGGUGCCAUGGACCAUUGGCGAAUCGUCAACCUGGGAGAGCUUUUAUUGAUGCUAGUACUCCUACUUCUUAGGUGGUCUGUUUUUUUGGAACAAUUGUCUUUCACUAUAAUAGUUGUGUAGGAUCGGUUUUGAAUCUCUAUAUCUUUUGCCUCUAACAUUAAUUCAUUUUUGCCUCUAACAUUAAAUCAUGCCAGAUUCUUUUUAGUAUUCGCGAAUUACCUUUACUAAAUCAUGCCGGAUUGUUUUUGUAUUCGCGAAUAACGACUGAAUGGCUCUUAAUAGUUUAAAUUUCUGUUGCUCUUA
Messenger RNA from Lathyrus oleraceus (garden pea), 1027 nucleotides. RefSeq names its product 60S ribosomal protein L10. NCBI's taxonomy places the organism in Eukaryota, Viridiplantae, Streptophyta, Magnoliopsida, Fabales, Fabaceae. The record is from RefSeq and is a predicted model, not a curated record. Gene Ontology annotation, biological process: translation. Gene Ontology annotation, cellular component: ribosome. Gene Ontology annotation, molecular function: structural constituent of ribosome. The coding region runs from base 124 to 795 and encodes 223 amino acids. The transcript has 4 exons.